UCGAUCAUCUUCUAUACAACUACAAACCCCAUGAAGCAUUCAUAUUGUGCUUAGGUUCCAGGGCUACUUUAAUAAUUAUUCUAUUAGUUCCAAACUCAUUAUUAGUUGUUUACACAGAUCUGAGGGUACUAAUUUGUUUUUCGAAGAUGGCUUUUGGAGAAAACCUUGUGACGCUUGCCAUAUGCAUCGUCUUGGGGACAUUUGCAUCCCAAGCCACAUCUCGCGCAGUCUACAAAGCUUCCAUUGCUGAAAAACAUGAGCAAUGGAUGGCCGAGUAUGGGCGUGUCUACCAAGACAGCGCAGAGAAGGAACGGCGUUUUGCUAUAUUCAAGAAGAAUGUAGAGUUUGUGGAAAAAUUCAACAAUGACGGGGACAAGUCGUACACGUUAAGUGUCAAUCAAUUCUCUGAUACGACUGAUGAAGAAUUCCUCAAACCUCAUACUGGAUACAAAACGCCCAUCCACUCAAGUUUCACGGCUUCAUCCAAAGAUGAAUCGUUUAUGUACCAAAGGCGCCUGGCCACCGAGCAAAUCCCAGCUAGGAUGGACUGGAGGGAACAUGGAGCUGUGACUCCUAUCAAGAAUCAAUUUUCAUGUGGUGCUUGCUGGACAUUUGCGGCGGUGGCCGCCGUGGAAGGGAUUACAAAAAUCAAAACCGGCAAAUUGGUCUCCUUGUCCGAGCAACAACUUUUGGAAUGUGACGACGAUGGUAGUCGCUGCAAACAAGGUGACAUAGAAUCAGCUUUUAAAUACAUAAUGAAAAAUAAAGGAAUUGCUACUACAAAAGAGUACCCAUACCUGAGCACUUCUUUAAACCAAACGUUCCAAGCAUGCGACACUCGUAAGGCAGCUCAUCAUGCUGCAACGAUUACUAGCUAUGGUCGAGUGAACAAUGGGGUUUAUGUCAGAGAACGUCCUCUCCUCAAUGCUGUUUCCUUCCAACCGAUCGCGGUUGCCAUCGACGGUAGUGGAAAGGAAUUUAAGAUGUACGGAGGUGGCGUCUUCGAAGGUCCUUGUGGUGAACACCUGAACCAUGCUGUAACAGUUAUUGGGUAUGGGACUGAAAAAGACACCGACUACUGGCUAAUCAAGAAUUCAUGGGGGGAAAAGUGGGGUGAAAAUGGAUACAUGAGAAUUCUAAGAACUAAUGAUCCAGGUGGAGGACUCUGCGGCCUUGCUUUGUGUCACGGGCCGACUUACUACGCAGCGGAAUAUGACCCGUGCGGCGCCAAGGUUACUCUUAACCAAGGCCAGCCUAACUCAACAUCCAUUCAUGAUGCCAACUUUCUUUUCUUACUUGUGCGCCUCCCGUGUCAUUCCGAUCUUUCCCUCUUACAUUCCUUGCUCGUGAGGUUCCACCAAUGAAAGCUACUCACACAUGAGUGUCACAACUUGUGACUUAUCGAUCGCUUCCUCGUGUCAUGGUACUCCCAUGCCACUCGCCCAACCGAUAGGCUUCCAUGCCAUCCGCUUACCGAUCGCUUCCUUGUGUCAUGGUACUCCCACGACACUCGCCCAACCGAUAGGCUUCAAUGCCAACCCCUUACCGAUCGCUUCCUCGUGUCAUGGUGCUCCCAUGACACUCUCCCAACCAAUAAGCUUCCAUGCCAACCCCUUACUAACAAGCGUGCACCUUUCACCUCGUAGCAAGCGGCAU
This is a messenger RNA of Argentina anserina (silverweed cinquefoil), 1656 nucleotides long. RefSeq names its product zingipain-1-like. The record is from RefSeq and is a predicted model, not a curated record. The transcript is spliced from 2 exons. Gene Ontology annotation, cellular component: lysosome. Gene Ontology annotation, molecular function: cysteine-type endopeptidase activity. NCBI's taxonomy places the organism in Eukaryota, Viridiplantae, Streptophyta, Magnoliopsida, Rosales, Rosaceae. Bases 147 to 1364 code for a protein of 405 amino acids.